Molecule: messenger RNA, 1764 nt
Organism: Aspergillus calidoustus
Lineage: Eukaryota; Fungi; Ascomycota; Eurotiomycetes; Eurotiales; Aspergillaceae
Source: the annotation of a GenBank genome assembly
AUGGCCAGUCUAUUCAACAUUCUUCCCGAGGAGCUCAUCCUCGAAAUUGCACAGAACAGCACAAAAAACACUCUCGCUGCAUUUGUUGGUACAUCCAAAGAUGCCUGGCGAAUCGGUCAUCCUGUCUUGUACGCUCUGACUCGAGAACAACAACGGCGGGUCUUCAAAUGGGCUGGAUAUCACCGACAAGAGCGCACGAUGGGCUACCUCCUCGAUGGCAUCCUCGAACAACAUAAAACAAACCCUCAGGUUGGCUAUGAAGCCCUGAUUUCUGCGUGCCGAGGUGGCUGCGCUAAGAUCGUCUCUAGGCUUCUCAGUGAAGGUGUCACGCCGGACUUCGAAUCGACUCAGCGAAGAGUGCGGUUUCGCUCUGAUACGCCGUUGACAGCUGCUAUCUCAAAUUCUCACAUGGACAUCAUCCAAAUGCUGAUCACGGCCAAGGCCAAUCCGAACCGCCGGAGCGAGGGGAAUACCCCAAUGAUUUCAGCCGCCCGUGGUGGAAACGUCGCGGUCAUCAAACUCUUGCUGCAACACGGCGCCAGCCCGGCAAUGAGUUGCGAUGAUACAUGCCCCUUGUUUGAAAGGUCCGGAAAUGGCCAUCUCGCUGCCACGGACGCCUUGCUUGCAGCUGGUGCUCAUGUUAAUGACGAGAUGGGCCACACAUGCGCUCUCAUGGAAGCCACUCGCGGCGGGCAUACUGACAUUAUGAAACUCCUUCUCCAGUUCGGCGCAGACCCCGAGACCCGCCUCCAGUGGUCCCACCCUCUCAGCGUAGCUUCCAGGUUGGGCAACCUAGAGGCCAUGAAAAUCUUGAUCGCGGAGGGAGCAAAAGUCAAUAUUCAUGCCAUGGGCGAGGAUCCCCCGGUGCCUCUCUGGGAGGCUACGAGGUACAAUCAGGUCGACGCCGUAUUACUUCUCGUGGAUUCCGGUGCUACCGAAUGCGACAGAUCACCAUGGUGGUUUCUUUCCCAGUAUGACGGUAAGUUCUCACAACUUCCACUCGUUGCAGCAACCUGGGGGAGCACUGACGUGCUUCGACUCUUCAUCUCGAAAGGGUUUGAUAUCAACACUUUGGGAGAUCACGAGCGCUCCGCUCUUUCUCUCGCCGUGGAAAACGGUCACACAGACUGCGUCAACUUGCUCCUUGACAAAGGCGCCGACGUAAAUACCAUCGAUAUCAGUGGUUGGACCCCGCUCUCAUACACCGAGAACGUCGAGAUCGUCCAGGCGCUGCUCAAGAAAGGUGCCAACAUGUACAUUAGCGACAAAACCGGCCGCAGCCCCCUCCACUGGGCCGCAUCAGGCAACAGGGCAGAGGUGAUCAAGGCUCUCCUGGCCGCAGACCCCAGCGGGGCGAGCACCUUGCAACAGACACGGAUAAAGGGCGAGACCCCGCUCAUGCUCGCCAUUGCACACGGGUGCACAGAGGCUAUGGAGGUUCUGGUUGCGGAGGGGACGAGUAUCCAUCAAAAGGAUAGGAAAGGGCGCACGGCGCUAAUCAUAGCGGCAACACACUUGAAUGUUGGCGCUGCGCGGUUAUUACUUGAGAAGGGCGCGGAUCCGGAUGCGGCUGAUUGCUACGGCGCAACAGCGCUCAUGCACGCGUGCUGGGAGGGCAUUACGGAGCUCGCGAGGCUUCUGCUUGAAAAGGGGUGCGACGUGUCCCGGACGAAUAAAGACGGGAAGAACGCACAAGAUCAUGUUCUCCCGUACGCCCCGGCGGAGUUGCAGGAGCUGAUUGUUAAUGCGAUGGGGUCGGUCUGA